AUGGGCACGGUUCUAACACCGGCCAGCUCUUCUCUGAUGGACGGCUGGAUUGCAGGGGUCCCCCUGGGCCCAGUCACCCUGAGCCCAGCCCCCCUGAGCCCAGCCCUCCUGACCCCAGCCCCCCCUGACCCCAGCCCCCCUGAGCCCAGCCCCCCUGGGCCCAGUCACCCUGACCCCAGCCCCCCUGAGCCCAGUCACCCUGAGCCCAGCCUCCCUGGGCCCAGCCUCCCUGGGCCCAGCCCUCCUGACGCCAGCCCCAGCCCUCCUGACCCCAGCCCCAGCCCUCCUGACCCCAGCCCCCCCGACCCCAGCCCCCCUGAGCGCAGCCCCCCUGGGCCCAGUCCCCCUGAGCCCAGCCCCCCUGGGCCCAGACCCCCUGAGCCCAGCCCCCCUGGGCCCAGUCCCCCUGAGCCCAGCCCCCCUGGGCCCAGUCCCCCUGAGCCCAGCCCCCCUGGGCCCAGUCCCCCUGAGCCCAGCCCCCCUGGGCCCAGUCCCCCUGAGCCCAGCACCCCUGGGCCCAGCACCCCUGGGCCCAGUCCCCCUGGGCCCAGCCCCCCUGGGCCCAGUCCCCCUGGGCCCAGCCCCCCUGGGCCCAGACCCCCUGAGCCCAGUCCCCCUGGGCCCAGCCCCCCUGGGCCCAGUCCCCCUGAGCCCAGCCCCCCUGGGCCCAGCACCCCUGAGCCCAGCACCCCUGGGCCCAGCACCCCUGAGCCCAGCACCCCUGGGCCCAGUCCCCCUGAGCCCAGCCCCCCUGGGCCCAGACCCCCUGAGCCCAGCACCCCUGGGCCCAGACCCCCUGAGCCCAGCCCCCCUAGGCCCAGUCCCCCUGAGCCCAGCACCCCUGGGCCCAGUCCCCCUGAGCCCAGCCCCCCUGGGCCCAGCCCCCCUGAGCCCAGCCCCCCUGGGCCCAGCUCCCCUGAGCCCAGCCCCCCUGGGCCCAGACCCCCUGAGCCCAGCACCCCUGGGCCCAGCCCCCCUGAGCCCAGCCCCCCUGGGCCCAGUCCCCCUGAGCCCAGCACCCCUGGGCCCAGUCCCCCUGAGCCCAGCCCCCCUGGGCCCAGACCCCCUGAGCCCAGCCCCCCUGGGCCCAGCCCCCCUGGGCCCAGUCCCCCUGAGCCCAGCCCCCCUGGGCCCAGACCCCCUGGGCCCAGCCCCCCUGAGCCCAGCACCCCUGGGCCCAGUCCCCCUGAGCCCAGCACCCCUGGGCCCAGUCCCCCUGAGCCCAGCCCCCCUGAGCCCAGCCCCCCUGGGCCCAGCCCCCCUGAGCCCAGCACCCCUGGGCCCAGUCCCCCUGAGCCCAGCCCCCCUGGGCCCAGCCCCCCUGAGCCCAGCCCCCCUGGGCCCAGCCACCCUGAGCCCAGCCCCCCUGGGCCCAGUCACCCUGAGCCCAGCCUCCCUGGGCCCAGCCCUCCUGACCCCAGCCCUCCUGACCCCAGCCCCCCUGAGCCCAGCCCUCCUAACCCCAACCCCCUGAGCCCAGACCCCCUGAGCCCAGUCUCCCUGACCCCCGCCUCCUGA
Molecule: messenger RNA, 1518 nt
Organism: Dipodomys spectabilis (banner-tailed kangaroo rat)
Lineage: Eukaryota; Metazoa; Chordata; Mammalia; Rodentia; Heteromyidae
Product: basic proline-rich protein-like
Exons: 2
Coding region: 1-1518 (505 amino acids)
Source: RefSeq, a predicted model, not a curated record